GAGGUCUCGCCCAAUAAACGCGCCGGCUGUACAGACGCCGUGUGCAAAAAGGAAGGGCUCAAGAUCCAAAAGGGCGACCUCAGGUUUGGCUCUUGGACUAUCAUCAACGAGCACGGUUCUUGGCGCUGGAAGCACUGGGGAUGUGUUUCCGGAUCCCAGCUUGUCAACCUUCAGGAAGCGUGUGGGAACGAUCCUGACAACUAUGACUUUGAUGCAAUUGACGGCUUUGAUGAGCUGCAAGACGAAGAGCUCAAGGAGAAGGUUAAGCGCUGCGUCAGGCAAGGCCACAUUGACCCUGAGGACUUCAAUGGGGUGAGUCUUUUG
Molecule: messenger RNA, 324 nt
Organism: Trichoderma citrinoviride
Lineage: Eukaryota; Fungi; Ascomycota; Sordariomycetes; Hypocreales; Hypocreaceae
Product: zf-PARP-domain-containing protein
Exons: 3
Molecular function (GO): zinc ion binding; DNA binding
Source: RefSeq, a predicted model, not a curated record